Cyprinodon tularosa is the source of this 529-nucleotide messenger RNA. It is a transcript of the gene ly97.3, whose product is annotated as lymphocyte antigen 97, tandem duplicate 3. The transcript has 4 exons. Bases 167 to 457 code for a protein of 96 amino acids. The record is from RefSeq and is a predicted model, not a curated record. Lineage: Eukaryota; Metazoa; Chordata; Actinopteri; Cyprinodontiformes; Cyprinodontidae.
CUAAGCACACAAACGUAACAGAGAUAUUGUACUUAAUGGGGCGUUACCAUGACAGAAGAGAGUACGGAGAAGUAUAAAAAGAGGAAAGGUCACUGAAUGCACCUCAGUCGUUGACAGAAACCGUGGCAGACAAACCUGUAAGACUGCUGUCCUGAAAAAAGAAACAAUGAAGUUGUUGGUUCUGACUUUAACCCUCGCCCUGCUGUUUACAGCUGGUUGGGCUCUGCGCUGUCAUCGCUGUGUCCCAAAACAGGCUGGAGGUUCCUGCCAGCGCACAGAAGAGACCUGUAGACCAGAUAAGGAUGCCUGUGUUGCGGCCAAGUUCCUACGACAACCAUUUGGCCGAUUUCAGAGGUGCAUCGCCCUCAGAGACUGCAAAAUGCUUCAGAUGAAUGCCUACAUAGAUAUAAAUUGCUGCACCGAAGACAUGUGCAACACCUUUCAAAACGUAAAAUAAAGAAAGCUGGUCAUCUAAACAUUGUGAAAAAAACAUACACUGUGACUGAUAAUUAAAAAAUAGAGAGAGAAA